GAAAUUUUUGCGGAUGGCCUGCUGGAAUUAUUCAAACCCGCCGUCGGCCAACUUGACGAGCGUGUACUGGCCGUUCGUCAGAGUCAAAUGGAACUACGCCACAGUAUAGAAACGCUAGCAGAUGAUCUGAAAAAAAUCGCCGAACUCCAAAACUCAAAAAUGGAACUGGAACCAUAUUUGAAAAAAUUAACAAACGCUCGACGUCGAGUGAUGUUGGCGAACAACAUCCUUCAGAACGCUCAGGAUCGACUGAACAGACUUCAGACCCACGUCAACAAAGAACUUGCCAAGAAAAAAGCUCUCCUCGAU
This is a messenger RNA of Helobdella robusta, 309 nucleotides long. RefSeq lists its product as hypothetical. The annotation marks the transcript as partial. The record is from RefSeq and is a predicted model, not a curated record. Gene Ontology annotation, cellular component: BORC complex; BLOC-1 complex; synaptic vesicle. Gene Ontology annotation, biological process: regulation of synaptic vesicle exocytosis; intracellular protein transport; lysosome localization. NCBI's taxonomy places the organism in Eukaryota, Metazoa, Annelida, Clitellata, Rhynchobdellida, Glossiphoniidae. The transcript has a single exon. Gene Ontology annotation, molecular function: SNARE binding.